UAUCUUUUCCGUUCUGGGUUUUGUUCGCAACGAUUAGCCUCAGAAAAAGAAUCCGGGCUCUGCUCCCAGUUUACCCAUUUCCUCUUCUCUGCUUCAUGGGCAUCGAGUAAUUACGGAAUGGCCAUCAGCAUGAGCUCCCUUUGGGACUUCACUUCACCAGUAAGUCUUGGGCACACCUUAAUAUCUUCUAGAAGGACCAAUCAGGUUUUGGCAAAAUCAUCUAGACAGAAGAUAAAGUUUGUUGAUUCUCAGUCAAGGAGUUCUACUAGGGGUGCUCAGAGGCUCACGAUCACUUCAGCCACAGAUGAUGAUGAAACCACUCCUAAACCAACCGCUGCAGAUCCUUUAUCUACCGAAACUUCAGCUACCGCUACUCAACCUCCACCGCCUGCAACUCAACCCAAAGUCCAAAACACUGUGCUAAAGAAACCACCAUUGACAGCAAGGGAGAAGCUAAGGGCAGCUCGAGUUCUCUCAAGAUAUACCGACUCAAAACCUGCAAAAAAGUCACUCGGAAGCAAAGUAUUGGACGCAAUGAGAGAGGGCGAUGGAGGUAAGAGAAGAUCAGGCCUCCCUCAAGCUCCUGAAAAUUUAUUGGAUGAUAGUAAGCGAGGAAUGCCAAAGCCAGGGUUGACUUUCGACUUCCCUGGGGGCUCCGACUUGUUCUUCAUCGUGUUGUCAGUGGUUUUGAUCAGUACUGUUAUGUUUACUACGACUUACGUUGUGUGGAAGCUUGGUGCAAUUCAUUUCAACGAGUAUUGAAGCGAUAAGGGUUGGGAUAAUAUUUGUCGAAUGAUUUGGAUGUAUAUUUUGUAUGAUUCAGUAUUUUCUGUAUAAUGACUUUUUUUAGCUGUAUAUCUAUCGAAAGUUCAUCGACGUUUGUCCUUUCCAUUCUUGUUUAUGUUCAUAUUUAAUGGCCUCAGAACA
This is a messenger RNA of Asparagus officinalis (garden asparagus), 927 nucleotides long. RefSeq lists its product as uncharacterized. Bases 118 to 762 code for a protein of 214 amino acids. Gene Ontology annotation, cellular component: chloroplast thylakoid membrane. The record is from RefSeq and is a predicted model, not a curated record. The transcript is spliced from 2 exons. NCBI's taxonomy places the organism in Eukaryota, Viridiplantae, Streptophyta, Magnoliopsida, Asparagales, Asparagaceae.